Solanum verrucosum is the source of this 705-nucleotide messenger RNA. RefSeq lists its product as uncharacterized. The coding region runs from base 28 to 705 and encodes 225 amino acids. The record is from RefSeq and is a predicted model, not a curated record. NCBI's taxonomy places the organism in Eukaryota, Viridiplantae, Streptophyta, Magnoliopsida, Solanales, Solanaceae. The transcript is spliced from 4 exons.
AUGUAUUUUAAUUGCAGAUAGUUCAACAUGGCGGAAAGAUAUACCAUCAAUAUGAUCACUCCCGAUACUAAAGAUUGGACAUGUAAAGUCCAAGUUGUUGAUAAAAGUCGACCAAGGGACAACAAAGAUAAAACCACAAAAUACCAAGUCUUAAUUCUGCAAGAUGAAGAGGAGAAUCAAGUUCAGGCCACUAUUUACAGUACUGAUAUAACAUAUUUUGAAAAAGAAUUUGCUCCUUUCAAGACUUACUUGGUAUCUGUUGCACAUGUGAAAGUACCACCUCUUGGAUAUGAAAAUUCACUUAACAAAUUCAUUUGGACACUUGAUAAAAACACCAUUGUUGAACCAGUUGAAGAGGUCAAACCUCCACAGGAUCCAUUACCACCACCAACACGACUAACUCUUACCACAUUUGACACUUUUGAGUAUCAACCCAAAGAAUUUGAAUUUGAUGUACUCGCCAUUGUCAUUAAUGGCAGUCCUUCAACAAAAACUACAACUGGAAAACGAAUUCAAGAGUUUAUUGUCAUGGACAAGCUGAAAAAACCAACAAAACUGACACUUUGGGAGGAUUUUAUUGAUCAUGAGGGAGUUAAACUUUUCAACCAACUUCAUGAUUACCCGAUCAUUCUUGCUAGGAAAGUUGGGAAAUCAUCCUCAGGUAAAAGUGCAAAUAAAUUUAUUUUUUCCUUUAUUGAAAAAUAG